Paramecium sonneborni is the source of this 15119-nucleotide messenger RNA. NCBI's taxonomy places the organism in Eukaryota, Ciliophora, Oligohymenophorea, Peniculida, Parameciidae. The record is from the annotation of a GenBank genome assembly.
AUGAUUUUUACUUUAUUAACAACCCUUUUAUGUUUGGCCCUAGGUGCUGAAACAAGUUAAUUAGAACCUUUUAAAAUAAAAACUGAAAAUAUUUUACUUGACUGGAGUUCCAGAACAAUUUCAAUUGACUAAAAUAAUUUAAUACUUACCUAACACUUCAGAACUUAUGAAUCGCUAUAUUAGACAGAAUUAAUACUCCUAGAUAUUUAGAACAAUAAAUAAAUCAAAAGAGUAUUAGUAGGAAAUCAAGAUAAGUAAAAUUAUCACCCUUAAAUUAUUCUUAUCAACAAGUUUAUAUAUAUAGUCUAUGUCAAUUAAGACUUGAGUAUUGUGAAACUAAAGAUUAAAAAAUACGAUUUGGCUUUAGUAGAAUAAUAAGUUGAACACACCUUAGGAGAUUCAUUGGAAAAUGCAAAGUUUGAUAAAAAAAUGAUAUAUAUAAAACUAACAACAUUAAGUAACACAACCUUCUCAAUAUUUUGGAAAUCAAGAGGUCAAUCCCUAAAUGAAUAUCAAUGGAAUUAUAUAAAAUAUGAUACAACAUCAGAUAGCACAUCAAAUACCCUAACAUUUCCAGAUAGUCUUGAUAUUUCUAUAGCUUAAAAUCAAUUAGGAAUAAUUGGAAUAGUUUAAUUAAGUAAAUACAAUAUGAAUUUAACAAAAAUUGUGAAUGACUAGAUUACUGAUUAAAUUUAAACAAAAUGUCCAGCAGUAGUUUAUGAUACAACUGGAAUAUCCAUUAUAUCAUUACCAAACAACGAAUUUGUAAUAUGGCAAAACAAUUUCUUCUAUAUUUUUAUAAGAUUUGAUCAAAAUUUAUAAUAAAAGAGCUACCCAUAUAGCUUUAAUAAUUAAGAUGGAGAUUGUAUAAACCAGAACUUAAAAAGUUUUUUUUAUCUAGAUGAAUACAAUCUGUAUUUCGUAAAUUAAGGUUAUUAUUAAUUAUGUUUGUUUCAUUUAGAUCUUUCUAACUAGAAUUUUGAUUUAAUACAGAAUAGAAAAAUUUUAAAAAAAAAUUUCUACAAUGAAAUUCUUUCUCAAUCUAUUGAUAAGUUAGAUUUCAAUAAACUAUCAAUAAAAUGGCUGACAUACUUCAAUUACGAAUAUGAGUUGAACAGUAUAAAUUUAGAUAUGAAUAUAAAGCAAAACUAAUGCAAACAAAAUUGUAAAUUAUGUGAUCCAUAAUUUAAAUGUUUAACUUGUUUGGAAGGAUACACAUUAAUCAAUGUUAAAAAUGAGUGUGUUCCAAAAUGUCCUGAAAAUUGUGAUUUCUGUAUUAAUCCUUCAUAUUGUACAAAAUGUAAAGUUGGAUUUUAAUACUCAUCAGAUAAUCUUUGUAUCACACCUUAAGAUAAUUUCAAUGAUUUAAUUAUAAGUGAUGAAUAGGUACCAAAAGGAAAAGUAAAAUUAUAAGUCAUAGAUAACGAAUUUCUUAUAUUAUAUAGUUUACUUGAUAAUUUAAAACAAACAUAGAUUAUUUUAAAGAAAUUUAAUAGUUAAGGUGUUUAAAUCAAAUAAAUCAUGAUUGAAUAAUAACCAAGUUUAAUACUAGAUUUCGAUGUAUCAACAGGAUAUGAUCUAUCAAGUUUUCACAUUUUAAUCAAAUGGCUAACUGUUGAUUCUAUCGUUUAAAUUAUUGAUUACACAUAUGAUAUGGAAACAUUUUAACUCUUAAAUUAAAUAACUCUUAAUGUGUAAUCCUAAAUCUUAGAUGGUAAUAAUCAAAUUAAAAUUGUUUAAUUAAAGGAUUAUGGAGUGGGCUAUUUUUAUUUAACUUUUGAUGAACAAAACUAAUAUUACUAAUUUAAUUAUUUAAGAAUGGAGAAUGAUUAAAUAGCUUAUGAAUAUAAAUUAUUUUCAAACAGUAGAGAACUCAUAUCUUUAGAAACUUCAGUAGAUUAAAAUAUUAUUUACUUCAAUUUCACCACUACAGAAAUAUUUUAUUCAUUUAAAGUAGAAAUAAAUUAAAUAAAUCCUAUAGAUUCUUUUUAUUUACAAUAAAAUAGUGAAUAAGCUUAUCAAAACUUUUAUAAAUAAAAUUCAAUAUCAAUUUUUACAAGUUAUGAUGAAUAUCUUAAUAAAUAAAUAUUCAUGAAUUUUACUGAAACAUUUCCACCAAAAUUAUUAUAAGUAUCUUAAUCAAGAAGAAAUUUAAAAGAUUUUACUUUCAAAAAAUUUGGAGAUGAAAGUCUAAUCUUUGUUUGGCAAGCUUAUUCCAAUGUAGAAUAAUAAAAUCCUACAUAUUAAAUAUAUAUUUAAAGUGUCAAUCUUAAAAAAUAAGAACUAGCAAAUAUGAAGGAGAUGAUUUGUUCAAAAAAUUGUGUUUCUUGCGCAGAUUAAUUAUGCCUUCAAUGUCAAAGUACUAAAUAUUAAUUAGAAAAUGGCAAAUGUUUAUUAACUUGCGAAAGUAAUUGCUAAUUAUGUGAAAUUGAAAACUAAUGUUUACAAUGUGUUGAUGGUUAUUAUUUGAAUGAAUAUUUAAUAUGUGAUCAAACAUAAUCAUAACAAAUAUAUUGGUAAGAUAAUUACAUUUACUCUUAUAUUGCUUCUUAUAAUGAAUCAGUAUACUAAGUAUCAAUAAAGAAAAAUAAUUCAAAAUAUGAUGUUAUUUUUGAAGAAUUUAAUAGAUAAGGAUAAUCACAAUCUGGGGAAAUUUUGGUUUCAUCUGAUUUAGAUUACUUGAUUAUCCCAGUUCGUCCUAAAUUAAUUAAAGUUAACAAUUUGAUUGUAAUCUAAUAUUUAACAAAAGAUACAUCGAAUUAAAAUUGUCUAAAAUUUGUAAUCUUGGAUGACUCAUAUCUAUUAUACAAUAGUUUUCAAACACAAGCACCUUUAUAUAGUCUUGAGAAUUUAAUAGAUAUUAUAAUUACAGAUGAUCUCAUUAUGCAUGUUGUUUACCUUAGUUACUAUUAUGAUUAUUGGUAAGGAGAGUAUGUUAAUAUAUAAUAUCAAUAAUUUUUGGUUGGUAAGGCUAGAGCAGAAGUUGCAUUAAAUUAAAAGUCUUUAUAGAAUAUAAAAAUUGAUAAAUAAUAAAAGUUUAGAAAUUUAUAAAUCAUGAAAAAUUCAUUUUUAUCCAAAAUAACAUUCUCAUUUAUAUAAAUAGAAGACAAUAUAGAAACAUUGAAAAUAAUGAGUUUUAAUCCUAAUAGGUUAUAUCAUGAGGAGGUCUAGUAGUUAAAUUUAUAAGAAAAAUUUGAAUAUUAUUUGAAUGCAAAUAGAAUCUGGAUUGUUUCAUAUGAAAAGGUGAAUUCACAUUUAGUAAAAGUUAAAUUUUACAAUGAAAAUUAAGAGAUAAAAUAAGAACACAUAAUUGAAACUUAGAAUUAAUUAAGUUCCUUCUAAAUUUAAUUGUAGAAUCAAUAGAUUUAUUUUAUUUACACAGAAUAAAUGAUAACAUCCAAUUAUAUGAAUAUAUAAAUAAUGAAGUUUUCAUUAAAUGGAGAUAAUUUAGCUUCAAGAUAGAUUUACAAUAGUGAACUUAUAAUAUAAGAUUUGACAAGCUCAUCAUCAGAAGACAUGAUUUAUUUAACAUGGUCAUCCUUCAACAAUAAUAGAAUAUUUAAAGUAAGAUUAAAUACUUAAUUAAAUACCAUUCCAUUCGUUGAACAAAUAUGUAAGAUGAAUUGCGAAAUUUGUGAUAAGAACUAAGUUUGUUAAUAAUGUUCAAUUGGGUAUAAUUAUUCUGAAUUAGAGAAUAAGUGUGUACCAAUAUGUGCUGAAAAUUGUCAAUAAUGUUCAAAACCAUAUACUUGCGAUUUCUGUAACGGAAACUUUAAAUAUAUUAAUCAAAAUUGCACAGAUAUAACAAAUUUAGAUUUAGAAACUUCAAUUUGUGAAAAAUCUUGUUAUGGUUUACCUUCGAUGAUUGUAUUUACUGAUUCAACAAAAAUUAUUUCAUUCUAAAAAUUUGAAGACUCACAAUACAAGAUAAAUAUUAAUAAAUAUAAUACAAAUUUACAAACUGUUGAAUUAGAUUAAAAUUUAAUAAGUUAAACUUAAGAAAUAGCUUAUCAUUUGCUUUAUUAGUAAUAAAACAAUAUAAUUGCUUUAGUUUGGUUGACUGGAGCUUGUAAAAUUUAAUGCAGAUUAAUGAUACAAUUAUUCUAAUAAGAUUUAUCAGUAAUGACUAAUCCAUAUGAAUUGAGAAUAAUGAAGGUAGAAGUAAACUAAUUUAAUUUGAAAAUAAGCCAAUUUAAUAAUGAUUUGCUAUUAUUAUGGACAGAAAUAGAUACACUUGGUAACUCUUAAACAUUGUUAGGAUAAUAUAAUAUAUAAAAUGGAUUUUCGUUGAAAAUGAACAUUAAUGAAAAUUCUGGUGAUGUGGCAUAAUUUCCAAAUUUAAUUGUUUAAAGUGGUUAUUAUUAGAUAGUUUACCUUAAAAAUAAUUAUAUAAUCAAUGCAUUAAUAGUUGACGGAUCAGUAAACAGUUAUAGAGAACUUUACAAAUCAACUAAAUAGAUUACAUCUUUGGCUGUUGGAGGAUCUCCAUAUUAUGGUAUUUGUGCAAUUUGGGUAGAAUUGGAAGAUUAUGGUUUUACACUUUCAAAUAAUGGUGUAUUUGUAAAGUGGUUUGAUCAGAAUUUAAAUGUAGCAAGAUAGGAAUACCUUAUUUUAAGUAGUUCUUAUAGAAUUUCUUAACUAACUAUAAACUAAUAUGAAUCAUAGAUGCAAUUCUUUAUAACUAUAGUUAUUUAAGAAUUUGAUGGUUAAUAAAGACUUCGAUAUAAAUACCUACCCUAUUUUUAUCACGAAAUUAGGUAAUACGGACUUGAAUAAUUUUUACCGAUAAAUGUAUUAUCUCAAUUUACAGCUGACUAUGGUUAUCGUAUUUUAAUGAACUCAGAUUUAGUAAAUAUCUUGUUUUAAGGUGUUCUAAGUUAAACUUAGUAAUUAUUCUACUAUGAUGUGAAUUAUUAUUAUUUGAAUGAGCCUUAAGAUAAUUGUUUUUAAAAAAAUAGUAAAAAUGAAUGCCAAUUAUGUAAACAAGGAUUUUAUCUAUUUGAAAAUGAAUGUGAAAUAUAAUUACCAAAUCAUUGUGCUGAUGGCGAUGAUGGAAUUUGUGAAGUAUGUAAUGCAGGUUACAUGUUGACUAUUGAUAAUAUAUGUGUAUUAGAGAAUUUGAAAUACAAAGAAAUGAAAAUGAAUACUUAUCAAUUGUAAAGUAAAUAAAGAAUAACUACAUUUAAAAAUGGGGAUUAUGUAAUCUCUUGGUAUCGAAAAUACUAUGAAAAUUAAGGAACUGGAGUAUUCAUGUCAAUGUUUAAUGCCCAAGGAAAGAAAAUUCUAGAUGAAACAAGAAUUAGUUUAUCAUCUGCUGGAAUUUAAAUAUAUCCUGAUGUUUAGUCUUUUGAUAACGAUUAAUUCUGUGCAGUUUGGAUUGAAGGAGAUUUGUAAGUGUAGGGAAAAAUUAAAAUGUAAAGAUUUACUAAAGACUUUGUUAGAAUAGGAGAAGAAAUUGUUGUAUCAGAAAAUAUAUAAUUAAAAUAUGCUUAACGUUUUGAUACUCCUAUUCUGAUUUAAUCUAUUGUUAAUGGAUAUGUUAUUGUAUGGACAUAAAAUCAUUUCGAAUCAAAUAUCCUUGUUUAGAAAUUACAUGUUAAUUUUUAUGAUUUAUAAGAUAAUUAAAAAGCCACUUUUGUUUUAAAUAAUUAAGAAUCAAUUAAAAAUUCAGAGCCUGUUAUUACUUCAAAUAAUGAAAUCAUUGUUAUUGUAUGGUAAUCAGAUCUUGGAAUCAUUGCAAGCAAGUUUAGUCUAAACUAUGUUUAUAUCAGCUAAGAGAUUUUAUCAUCCAAUGGUCAAGCACCUUCUAUCAGCACUUUAAGUGAUAAUAAAUUUAUAAUUGCUUGGAGAGAGACUGCUAUCAAUAGCUUAGGUAUCAUGAAUCAAAAUAUCAUAUUUAGAAAAUAUACUUCAGAUUUGAGUACCUAUUUAUUUAGUAAUUAAAUUGCUAUUCCAAAUCAUAAUAUGAAUAAUCCUGAUGUUAUUGCAAUACAUAAUGGAUUUGCAAUCAUUUUUGAAAAUAGGCAUUCUAUGAUGAGUGAUCUAAGGAAUAUCAAAAUGUAAUUGUUUAACUUAGAUGGAUUAUACAUUUCAUAGAUAAUUGAUGUUUUCAAUGAAUGGAAUAUAUAUCCACAUCAUCCUUAAUUAACUGCACUCCCAUAAGGUGAAUUCUUAGCUUCAUGGACUUAAAGUUAAUUAUCAUUGGCUAGUCUUAAUGAUGAUAUAUACAUGAAGAGAUAUAAUAGCUAUGGUAUUUAAUUACCUUUAGAUACUGUUGUUUGUCCAGAAAAUUGUAAACAAUGUAACGAAAAUGCUAUUUGUCUCAUUUGCAUGAAUGAUUAUGUUCUGUUUAAUUCAGUCUGUUAUAGCUCUAUUCCUCAUUGUACAUCAUAUGCAACAGAUUCUAUUGAAUUAAAAUGUUAAACUUGUGAUACAGAUUACAAACUUGUUUCAAAUAUUUGCUUCUAAAUUAGUAAAUAUUAAUAAUUGAAUGUUGAGUUUGUUAAUGAUAUUAGUUCAAAGUUUUCUAUCAUCUAAUUUUAAAAUAAUGAUAUUUUAUUUAUUUGGAUACAAGAUGGAUAAAUAAAGUCCUAAAAAUUUGAUCAAUAUGGUAAUUAAUAUUCUGCCCCUAAAAAUAUCACUGGAUAUGAUGCAUUUAGAUAAAAUUAAGUAUUUGAUGCAUGUGCACUUGAAAAUAAUAAAUAUUUAAUAGCCUUUAUUUCUGAUUUUUCACAGCAUAUUAUUUUUGAAGUUUACGAUUUUUCAGAAACAUUAUUAUAACGAAGUGAGCAUCAUACAGGUGUUUAUUUAGCCUUUAGAUAAAAUCUCUUACAACUUAAAUAUUUGGGAAACAAUUAGGUAGCUAUUUUCUAUUAAGGAGCUUAUUCAUUAUAAUAUGAUUAGUAAUAUACUAUAUUUAUGGAAGUUUUCAAGUGUUACGCCCAAUAUAACGGUUUUUCAAUUGAGUUUAACUAAUAAAUUAAGGUUUUAUAACCUUAAACAUAGUUUUAUACCUAAAGUAUAGAUGUUGAAAUUAUUAAUAAUUAAAUAGAUGUAGGGUUAGAAAAUGAUUUAAAAUCUGAAAUAAGAUAUCUUUAUAAGACUUAUGAUUUUUAUGGCAAUCUUGUAAAAAUAUUAACAAAGAAUAAUGAUGAUUAUUAAGUAGAAUUUAAAAUUCUAGAAUUAGAAAAUGGAGCAUUGCUUGAAGUUUGGACAGAGAUUGUUUAUUCAAAAUAUGAAGUAUAUUAUGUAAUAAAGCUAAAUAAUAAAAAUUUAUUUGAACCAAAGAAAUUGUCAAUAAGUUCUGAACUAUAUAAACUUGAUUUGAAGACUCACUUAUUAAGUGAUUCAAUUAUAGUAAUUUGGAGAGAAGGUUCAUUCAAAUAUGAUAUGACAGUUAAUACAAAAUACAAUGCAGUUUUUAUAUCAAAAUAAAAUUAUUAACAAGUUACAAAUCCUAUUUAGCUCAAUAGUGUUGAUGUUGUAAAAUAAGGAUAGAAAAACUUUUUGAGAUUAAUUUAAUUAAGAAAUUUAGAUAUCGUGAUUGGUUGGAUAUCUUAUAAUUAUUAAGCUGAUUUAAAUGUCAUAUCUGCAGCUAAAUUAAGUUCAGAAGGGAAAGUCUUAGAAUUUAGUAAAUUUAGAUGCUCGAUUGGAUGUUAAGAAUGUACAAAUUAAGGUAUAUGCUUAUAAUGCUACAAUAAUGAUAAAUAUAUUUUAACGGCAGAUGGAAAUUGCAUGAUUAAGAAUGGAAAAUGUUAAAAUUAUCAAAGUGAUUGUUAAAUCUGUCUAAAUGGAUACUAUUAGAACAGAUAUCUUGAGUGUAAUGAAGUGCAGUAAAAUAUGGAAUCUGAUAUUCUUUUUACCAAUGGUUGGGUAGAAUAGAAUUAUUAGAGAAUUGCAAGUUAUAAAAAUGGCACUUUUAUUAUAGCUCAAUAUAAUUCAGAGACAUCACUUGGAAUUAGAGUUUUCAAUAAAGAAGCCAUUUUAACAAGAGAUUAUUAGAUGAUUCUUGAAAUGACUUAAGAUACCUUGAUAUCAUACUAUCAAAGAAUUAUGGACUUUGAAGUUAUUAUUGAUGAUAAUGAUGUUUUGACCUUUAGUUAUAUUACUGGAUUUUCAAGUUAUUGGAUUUAAUAUACAAAAAUAGUAAUUGAAUAGUAUGAUAAUUAAUUAAUAAGAAUAGGAAGUCAAAAAGAGAUGAAUUUUGAAAAAACUGUUAAUUAUGUAUACAAACCCAUUAUUACUCUCAAAAUCCUUUAAAAUAAUAUAAUUGGAAUGGCAAUUAAUAUGGAAUAAAAUAUAAUUUUAAGUUUACAUAAUUCUGAUUUUAGUGAAUUAAUUGGGAAUACUAUGAUCAAUAUGAUUAGAGCUAGUUAAACAUUUGAUUUUUCAUUAAAUGGAGAUUAUGCCAUAUUUGGUUAUGUAAUGGAUUAUUGUGAUUUUCUAUAUUAGCAAUGUUCUGUGAUAAAGGUUUAUAAUAAAUAUUUAAGUUUUAUUAAGGAUAUAAUUAUUAAUGAUGGCUUAAACUUAAAAAUAACUAAAAAUCUUCUAAAUUAAUUCAUAGUACUGACAAAAUCUUAAAUAAAUGUAAUUGAUAAAACAGCAAUAAUUAAAUCACAGACGAUAAAUUAUCAAUCAGCAUUGCCAUUAUAAUUGUUUACUAAUGAAAAUGAUGAAAUAGUUAUCUUAGCAUUAGUUGAUACACAAACUUAUAUUCAAAACAAAAUAUUGCUUCUUUUAUAUUUUAACAAUAAUGGGUAAUUAAGAACAGAAGUUUAAGUAAAUAUGAAGAAUGGUGCAUUUUUGAUUUAAAAGCUGUUUAUACUUUAAAAUUCUGAUGUUUCUAUUGUGUUUACAGGUUAAUCCUAACAUAAUGAAAAUUAAUUUAGACUGGCAAGAUUUGAUUAAUUUGGUAAAUCAUUAAGUACUUCUUUAAUAAUAUGUCCUCAAAAUUGUGAAGCAUGCUUCCAAAGUACAUCAUGUAACAUAUGUAAACCUGGAUAUAAUAGAAAUGCACAAACUUUACUAUGUGAGAAAAUAUGUACUAUUGAUGGUUGUUAAUCAUGUGAAUAAACAGAUUGUGAUAUCUGUAAAGAUGGCAUGUUCUUUAAUUUCGAUGGAAAAUGUGUAGCUCUCAUUUAGGAUCCAUCUAUAGAUGCCAAUCUUAGAUAUUCAAUUGAUUAAUAAUUUAAUUCUGAAAUAAAGAAAAAAGUACUCAAAUUUUCUAAUAAUGAAUUUGCUUUGGUUUAUGCAAGUGAAGUAGCCAUCUUUAUUAGAAAAUUUAAUGCCUAAGGAUAAGAAUUAAUGUAUGCUGAUCUAAAUGUAAGCCCAAUGAUUUAAUCCUUUGAUGCUACAAUCGUCAACAAUUAUAUAUAUAUUGCAAUUGUAUCCAUUCAAAAUCCACAAUCUUAUUAAAUAUAUGGCUUUGGUGAGACAAGUUCAUCAUUAAUAUAUUUGUUCGAAAAUUAUGUUCAAAAUUCCAUCUAAUCAAUCAGUAUUAAAGGAUUUAAAUAUAAUUACGUGAUCCUUGUUUCGUUCUUAUAAGACUAUUAUGAUUUUGGAUACAUGCAAUGCUUAACCCAAUCUCUUUACUUUUAUAAUGAAUAAAACUAAUUAUUCGAUUCUUUACUAAAUUAUAAUAAUCCUUCAUUACUAACAAGUGAAGAAUGCAAUUAAAAUAAAAUAAAGAGUUUAUAUAUUUAUGAAGAAAUGUUGUACAUAGUAAUAACUAAAUUUACAUCUGUUAGAGUAAUUACUUUAAAUAGUGUGGCAUACUUUUUAGGAGAGUACAUAUUUGAUUUACCAAAUCUAGAAAAUAUUGAAUUAGCUAUUGAUUCGGAAUAAAUCGUUAUUCUAUAUUAAUUUACUGGAUCUUAGAGUUGGAACUUAAGAAUAUACAAUACUUAAUUUGAGAUCUUACUCACUUAAGAAAAUUAUUUAAGAGGUGAUUUGAAUGUAAACAUGGUGAGUACGUCAUCAGGAAUUGUGUUAGCUUGGAGUUAGAAGAAGCAACAAUCUGUUGUUGAAUUUGCUGUUUUGAAUAAAUAAGGAUCAAAGAUUAAAUCUGAUUAUAUUAAAGGAUAAUAUAGUUUAAUACCUCUAUUAACUUUAUUAGACAAUUAAAUAGUCUGUUUAGUUUGGAAUGUUUGGACAAAUCAAUAAUUAUGGAGCUUAUCAUAUUCCUUAAUAGAUUCGAAUGGAUUAUUAAUUCAAAUGACCCAAGUCAUUUGUCCUCAGAAUUGUAUUCAAUGUUCUGAUUCAUCUAACUGUUAAUAAUGCGAAGUCGGAUCCGAAUUAAUAUAAUACUUUAAAGAGCCAAAUAUUCCUUAUUCCUAUUGUGUUAGAAAAUGUGAUACUUUCUGUUCUAUUUGUUAUAAUGGUAAAUGUGAAAGGUGCUAAAGAAAUUAUUAUGUAGAUUAAAGUGGAGUUUGUGUAUUAAAUGAAUUUGAAAAUAAAGCUAUUUAAAUAAAUGAAUUUACAGAAUUCAGUUAAAUAACCCCAGAUGCUGCCAAAUUUAAAGAUGGUUCAAUUUUAAUAGCAUGGACAAGCAACAAUGAAGAUGAAGAUAGCUGGGGCAUUUUUGCUUAAUUACUAAAUAAUUAAGGAUAGAAAGUUGGAAACAAUUUUAGAGUUAGUCAAAGUGUUUUUGGUGCAUAACAUAGUCCAUAAGUAGUAGUCUUAGAAGAUGAUACUGCUAUUAUAAGUUUUAUUGAAGGCAAUCCAGAAAAAGAAGCCAUGAUUAAGGGAUUAAGAUUCAAUAAUAAACUUGAAAUUGUUGGCAAUGAGCAAUUAUUCACUACUUUUAGUGUAGAUUACUUUGUUUUGAAUCAAUACUUUAUUAAUAAGAUAGUAAGUUUGAAGAAUGGAGGAUUUGCAAUAAUAUGGUAAUCUAAGAAUUAAAUUAAUACAUAAUUUUAUGAUUCAGCUAGUAAUUUGGUCCUGCAGACAACUAUUGUAGAUGUUCGAUAUUCUGGCUAAUUAGAAAUAGCUAUUACAACAACUGAAUUGGCUAUAUUAUAUAAGAACAUUCAAGAUAGAUUUUCAGUAUGUGUAUAUACAUAAGAUGGAGUAAUUAUAUCAAACUAAGAGAUUCUAGAUUGGAAUGAAAUUAAAGCCUAUUAAUUAAAUUUAAUUAGUAUUUAAAAUUACUUUGCUUUGGCUGCUAUAGUUGCAAUGCCUGACUAACAGUAAGUAAAACUUUAAUUAUACAAUAAUCAAUUCUCUCCAGCAGGCAAUCCAAUUGUCAUUACUGAGAAUUCAAAUUAACUCUACUAUUAUGAUUACUAUUAGGAAAUUGAGUUAUUUAGUCUAAAUGAUGGUGCAUUAUUAAUUUUAUCAGUGAAUAGAAAUAUUGUAAAAAAUUAUCGUCAAUUCUAUAUUGAUAUAAACUGGCAAGUGACUGAAUUGCUUCCGUUCGGAUUCAAUACUUAAGAAUAUUAUUUUUCAUAAUUUAGAAGAAUCCAUGCAAUAUCAAAUAUUAAUACUGAUCAAUAUUUCAUAAUUUGGAGUGGUUUUUCAUAAGAUAUUGAGUAUUACUACUUUGAUAGGUUGAGGACACUUGAAGCAACUAACAUUUAUAUUUAAAGAGUAUCCAAACAAUCACAAUUAGUUCCUAUUGAUUAGAUUGUUUGUUCUAAGAAUUGUGUAAAUUGUGAUACUCAAAAAACUUGUUCUUAAUGUUUGAAUUCCUUUUAGCUCUAAAAUUAAUAGUGCAUACCACAAUGUGAAAGCAAUUGCUUGUUUUGUAUUACUCCAAAGAUUUGUGAAGUUUGUUCAGAAGGCUACUACUAAAAAGUGCAAGGAAAAUGCUCUCCAAUUCCUUUCAAUUAUCAUGAAGCAGAGUUACUUAUGAAUUAUCCAUUAUAAAGUUUUAUUAUCGAAAUGGAUCUAUUAUCUAAUGGAUAAACUAUCAUCUACACUCAAUAAACAUUAUAUGAUUAAUAGAAAGAAAUCUUUAGUUUGUAUAUCUUUUAAAAUAAUGAAAUGGUAAAGCAAGUAACUGUUUUGACAAACACUAUAACAAAUAGUUACUAUAGAAUUUCUCCCUUUUAUAUAGAAGACAAUUAUUAUUUGAUUUUCCAUAUGGUAGAUGGUAUUAAAAUAAUAAAGUUUAAUGCUUAAUAAGAGGAAGUUUUGAAUAAAUUUUUACCUUUUGGUUCUCAGUUUGACUAUAUUGCCACAUAUAGUACUGUUUUCAAUCUAGUAGAAAACAAUUAAUAUUCUCUGUUGUUUUAUUAAGAGAAUAGAGGAGUCUAUAGAAUUUUAUAUGAUGAGGAAUUUAAUGUGAUUCAGCAAGAGUUAAUAUUUGAAAAUACUUAUAUGUGGUAUGGUAGUGGGAGAACUAAAAAUUAGCUCUAUAUAUAACAAAAUUCUGAAAAAUAUACAUUUACAAAUUCCUUAGUUAUCGAAUAAAGCAAAUAAAAUUGUCUUUAUUCAGAGAUAGAAAAAUAUUCUUCAUGUUAAAUUUUUUAACUUUCUAAUGGUAAUAAGAUUUAAAUUGUUCAUGGAACCCAAAGUCUUCAGUAUUAUGGUAUUUAUGGCUAAGAAAUGAAAAGUUAAGCAUUUUAUAGAAUACUGGAUAACUAGGAUGUACCAAUAACAAGUGAAGCCAUAAUUUUAGAUAACACAUUUUCAAGACAAAGCUUAGCCAGUGUAUUUGUAUUCUAAGAUUCAUUUACAAUAUUAAUAGAAUAGCCAAAUUAUUACACUUAUGAAAACGUUGAGGUAUAUGCAUAAAGAUUUGAUAAUUCCGGUAUGAAGAUUGGUGAACCAUAACUCAUAACAUUCAAUAAAGGAUGGUAGAGUAAAUUCUAUAAGCAAACAUCAAAUGGUUUCAUAGUUUUUUAGGAAUUUAGAAUAUAUGAUUCGAAUUUGCCUGACUCCUCUUAAAUAGCAACUAUAUAUUAUAAACAAUAUGAUACUUAAGGUAAUGUUGUAGUUUGGAGCACAAAGAAAAAUUGCAUAGAUAAUUGUGACAAAUGCAUAAAUUCAUAUUACUGUGAGGAAUGCAGUGUAAAUUAUGAAUUGGAUUAAAGUUAUAAAUGUAAAUUAACAUGCUAGAGUAAUUGUAAUUAAUGUUCUAGCUUUACUAUUUGUGAAGUAUGUGAUGCUGGAUAUAAAUUAGAAAAUGGAUUAUGUACUAAGAUUGUAUGUACUAAUAACUGUGCUUAAUGUAUGGAAAACACUACAUCUCCUACAGGAACCAUCUGCACAAUGUGUGAUACUAAUUACUACCUUAGUAGUGAUAGUUAAUAAUGUCUUCCUUAAUGUCCUUCUAAUUGUAGUUAAUGUAAUAUUCCACUUGAAUGUGAAACUUGUGCUUUUGGUUAUAUUAUAACAACUGACAAAAAAUGCUAACAAGAAAAUUCAUCUAUUCUUGAUUAAAUCAAAAAUACAACUGUUGGAACUCCUCUUGUUGCUACAUUUCCUGAUGGCAGUUACAUUCUUUUAUGGUAUUAGAAUGGAGAAAAUGCAGGUGUUUAUUUCUAGUUAUAUUCUCCUGAUAAUGUCAAGGUUGGAGACCCAAUGAAAGUUACUCAAAACACUAGAAGAUUAUUGAGUUAACAAUCUAUUAUUUAAGACUAUUAUGCAGAUUUAAUAGCAAUUGAUUAUGAAUUCUUUGUAACUUGGAUGGAUGCUUCAGCUGAAUAAACAGAUGUUAACUUGAAAAAGUUUUCUUCUGAUGGAACAUCUCAAAGCGAAAAUAUUUUAUUAGGAUCACAUAAAAAAACAGAUUUACAAGAAAUUAAAUUACCUUGCUAAAUUAAAAAGACCAAUAAUAAUUCAUUAUUAAUUGCAUAUAUGGCUAAAAGUGAAAAUGAAGAUUACUCAAUGUUUAUUUCAUCAUAUGAUUCUGCUUUAAAUAGUAAAACAAAUGUUCAAGAGAUUAAAAAAGUUAAUAAAUUAGCUGCUCCAUCUAUUGUCUAAGAUGAGAAUGGAAUUAUCUCAUUAACUUAUCAAAGUGAUGGGUAUGUUUUUGUUUAGUAAAUAACUUAAGAUGGUAAUUUGAUUGAUUCACCAAAAGCUAUUGCAGAUUCAGAUUCAAUCAUUUUAAGAGUUACAAAUUUAAAUAAUGGAAUCAUGGUAUUCUUAUGGGAAAAUAAAAACUUAUAACUUUCUUAACCUCAAUUCAAUUUGAAUUAUUAACUAAUUUCUAAAGAUUUAAAAACAAGAAGUGAGGUUAAAAGUGUUGGUGAUAUCUAGAUUGCAUCAUUAACUCCAGAUAUUCAAUCAUUCAAUGAAGGAUUUAUAAUUGCUUGGAAAAUUACUGAUAAUAAUUAUAAAUCUAUUGGACUCCAAUUUUAAAUCUUUGAUUCUCUAGGAAUAUCCAGUACAUAAAUAACAGAAGUAGAAAUUGAAGGAAUUUAUCCUUAAACUCCAAGAAUUUAAAUAAUCAAUGAAAAUUAAUUUGCUGUGACUUGGACUGCCAAAAAUAUUGAUUCUGAUGGAACUAUUCUUGGAGAUGGUAUUUUUAUGUAAAAGUACAAUAAAUAUGGUACAUUAAUAACAGACUCAUCUUCUUCCACUGAUCUUUGCAGUUAUCAAUGUCAAAGUUGUUAAUCCCCACUUGUCUGUCUAAAAUGUCAAUAUGGCUUUUAUUUAGAUAUUAAUAAUUAAUGUAUUAUGGAUUGUGGAGCAUUCUGUGAUUCAUGUGAAAUUCCUUGGACUUGUUAGGUUUGCAAAAAUGGCUAUCAAUUAAAUAGUAAUGAUGCAUGCAUCGAAACUGAAUGUCCUUAAGGUUACUUUAGAAAUAUCAAUAAUAAACUCUGUGAACCUGAAUGUCCUGAUGAAUGUAAUGAAUGCACUGUACCUAAUAUUUGUGCCACUUGCAAGAGUGGAUAUUCCUUAUCUGAUUCCUCAUGUAUUUCUAGCACUGUCAUGGAACUUGAUGAUUAAUCAACUAUUAUGGCCAUUGUUAUUAUUAUCUUAGCAGCUGCAUUCGUAAGUGUUUCAGCUUGCUCUAUCACCUUAUAUUGCAAAUACAAAAAAUUACUUAAAGAACCAAGUCAUUGUCAAGUACAUCCAAUCUAAGAUAUUAAUAAGAGUGUUACUGCAAGUUGCAAUGCCAGUGUUAUCAGAUUGAGAUAAAAUGAAUGACUAAUAUUUCACAUAUUAACAUC